AGGAGUAAACAGAAAGAUAAUGCUUACCGUACAUAAAAAGCAAAUGGAGAGAUUGACUCUCACUCACUGUGUUCCUGAGCCUUAUCAAAGCACUCCUCUUUUUCAUAUCCAUUAACAGUGAGAAGAAAAGAAGAAAAAUGUUACAAGCUUUAACCGGACUCCAAUUUCAACUGAAAGAACAAUUAGGAGAAAAGAAGAGAGGACUUCAAUUCACCCAGGAAGCCAGGGCCCAGCAUACACAGUUCCACAUGCAAUUUUCAUACAAACCAAUGUUUCAGAGACUUUUCCCAGUAAGACCAGAAAUUUCUUCAAGUCAAUUAUCAUCCAUUCCUAAGGUCCCCGCACACCUGGAAAGUUCUGCGAGAACUCAGCUACCGAAAGUCCAGAGACAGCAAGUAAAACCCUUCAUGACCCUCGAUCACCAGAUCAUCAACCAGACUCUUAAGCGGUCCUACCCUCCGACUCCAAGCAGUGAGCUUCCACUGCAGUAUGGACACCCAUCUCCUGACGGUGAUGAAGGCCUCCCGGGAAAUCCGCUCACCACAUUGCUGACUCUUGGGAAAGAAGAUGACACUGUGGAAUGGCAUAUGGAGGACGUUAUAGAGGAUAUAAUCGGUAUGGAAUCAAGUUUUAAAGAGGAAGGAACAGACUCUCCUCUGCUAAUGCAAAGAACAUUAUCUGGAAGUAUUUUGGAUGUGUAUAAUAGUGAGCAGGAAAUUUCACCAGUUAACAUGGGCCUUGCAAGUGCUUCCUGUCCAAGUGCUCUACCAACAAAACAAGAAAUUACAGAAACUGAUACUCGAGCUUUGGCAAAAGAGAGACAGAAAAAGGACAACCACAACCUCAUUGAAAGAAGAAGAAGGUAUAACAUUAAUUACCGAAUCAAGGAGCUUGGGACUCUUAUUCCAAAGUCUAAUGAUCCUGAUAUGCGCUGGAACAAAGGAACAAUUCUAAAAGCAUCAGUGGAGUACAUCAAGUGGCUACAAAAAGAACAACAGAGAGCCCGAGAAUUAGAACACAGACAGAAGAAAUUAGAGCAGGCUAACAGGCGGCUUCGACUCAGGAUUCAGGAACUAGAAAUACAGGCUCGUGCUCACGGUCUGCCAACCUUAGCUUCACUUGGCACGGCUGAUUUAGGUGCUCAUGUCACCAAACCACCGACCCAUCUUGAGCAGAAUUCAGUGGACUAUUGCCAACAACUGACUCUGUCUCAGGGAACAAGCCCUGAGCUCUGUGAUCAAGCGAUGGCCUUCUCUGAUCCUUUGUCACACUUCACAGAUUUAUCAUUUAGUGCUGCUUUGAAAGAGGAACAAAGAUUGGAUGACAUGCUACUGGAUGACACAAUAUCUCCUUUUGGAACAGAUCCUCUGCUAUCUGCCACUUCCCCUGCAGUUUCCAAAGAGAGCAGUAGGAGAAGUAGUUUUAGCUCAGAUGAUGGUGAUGAGUUAUAAAAAAUAAACUCGCUCAAUUCAUCAACUAGGAACCAAUUCUAUGCUGGUGCUAUGCAGUUAUAUUAUGUGUUUUAUGUAUUGCUUUGGCUUCAUUUUUCUGGAAAGAAUAUAUUCAUAAAAAACCAAAUUGAUUAAAAACAACAGAAGAAUUAAUUCACAGGAAGAAGAAAUAUGGUGUUGAAGAAUUAUUGAGGGCUAAAAACAUUUUUUUCCUCUUUGACUACAGAGUUCAGAUCUACUUAAGUUUGGUUUCCUAGAAAGAGGUACAAACAUAAGAAAUGGCUCUUCACUUGAUGAUGUAUUAUUGGAACUAUUGCAAAGAGUAAACCUACUGAAAUCUAGAAACCUUUUCUUAGUUAUUCACUUCCAUCUCCUUCCUAUUCAACUCUUAAAACAUUACUUUUCCAGAAUUAAUAUCAACACAUCUGAUGGUUCAUUUCUCCACUUUCUCCACUGCCUGGUGGCCAUGUUGUCUGAAGUUCAAUUUUAUAUGGGGAAAUAAUAAAAGGAUAGGUUAUCUGUCACUUGUAAUUGAAAAGUGAAUCUACAAUAAAGAUUAAAAAUUUCCACAAUAAGAUAUAUGAAAUUUAUUAAAAAUUUUGAUUUCUAAAACUAGACUCCGAUUUCUUUAGUCAGUUUAAUUACACAAAUUCUAAAAGCAUCUUUAUAUAUUUAUGAACACAUGCUCUGUUCAGAAAAAGGAACACAUUGAAUAUUUUCCUCAAGAAUAUGGACUAGAAUUUUAAACAUACCCCUACACACAUGCACACAAUGCAGGUAGAAUGUGUUCUUUUUUCUAAUUCCUUGACUCUUCUGAUUUUCUAUUCUGCAUCAGAAAUCACAUUCCAAAUUCUCUUUCUUCAUCAAGAUGUGAUGUUAGAUAAUCAAGGUAAGCAAAUUAACUAUAAAAUAACCUGCUAGGACAAUUGGUCAGGUUUUUAAAAACUGUGUACAAUAUUGGAUGUCAAUUAAUUAGUUAUUGAAAUAGUUUUGCUCCAACUUGACAGAAUAUUGAAAAUUGGACUGCCAACUGACAAAACAAUUCAUAAAACAGAAACUUUUAUUACAUUCAGCUCUGAGUUAAAAUUCUCUUCCCAUAAGUGCUUAGAGUACACUACGAUUUUUUUGUUGGCUUUGUUAGCAUUUAUUAAAAAUAUUUAUAUUUAUGGUACUUCACUCAAAUUUUCUCUUUUGAGCUUGUUUUAGGAUUGGGAGUUGCUCUCUGCUGGCUCUCCAUGAGUGGUCCUUUCAUCAAUGAGUAUUUAUGGAGCGAUAUUCAAAAUUGCCGUAGGUCUUGUGAAAAUGUCAAACAAACAAGCCAGAUAUGGUCUUACUCCUUGGGGAGUUAACAAGACUACAUGAGAAACAAAGCAAAAGAUAAAAACCAUAUAGAAUUAAAGUCUAUGUGCAGCAACAUAAGGUAUAAAUACAGAAAAUCAGAGAAAAUGAAAAUGCACGAGGUUUGGAGAAUCACAAAAAUCUAUAGGAAGAGCAGAAUUUGACUUCUUUGACAAUUUUAAAUUGGGUGAAAGGAAUGGAAGAUAGAGGAAUAAUAUCAACUAAAUGAUAAAAACGAGAAUAAGUUGGGACAUGUCUUAAUGGGACGUUCAUUAGAAAUAGAACAUUCAUCUGGCAGUCCUGGAAGAUGCCUGUUGGGGAGUUCUGGAAAAUAAUAUUGGCAACAGGCUGUGAAAGCCCUUGAACACUAGGAUGAAAUGACAUAGUAGAAAUAGAAUGUUUUAUUAGGAGAGAGAAGCCUAAAAGUUAAAAUGCUUCUGUAUAUUACUAACAUUACUGAGACAUAAUUUUUAAUGAAUAUUAACUUGGUGAUAAAUUUUUCAGAGUGUUUUAAGUAUUACUCAUAUGGAAAAUACAUCAUCACAAAAUAUGAGACUAAUGCUGAUGAAAGUGGGAAAAUACUCAAUUUUUAUGGUAUAAUAAUUCUCUCAGGCUUAGCUUAUAGCCUUAGCUUGGAGUUUGGAGAAUUAAAAUAAUUUUCAUUGUUUGACAUGGAAAAAAUAAUUCUUAAUUUAUAGGAAUAGUCAUUAAAACCAGAUAGAUAAAUUCACCUGUAAUAUGUCAUGUGUAAAAGAGCAAUAAGAUAUACUUCCUCAAGAAUUUUCAGGAGAACAUUAUAUACGUUUAACUUUCUAGAAAAAUUCCACUUUACUACCUGAGUUGACAAUUUAACUUAACAUUACAAAUUAUAGAGCAGGAAUGUAAUUUUGGAUCUAUGAAAAACACAUCAUUCUGGGUAGGGGCUAAUUUCAGUUUUCAUAUUAUCAAUUCUCUUUUCUUCAUAUGCUGAGAGGACUUGCACUGAUGAUGUCAUUACUCUGUCUUCAUUUUCCACUCUGUUAAAAUAUUACAAUCCAGGUCUGAAACCCGUUCCUUAUAUUCUUAGCUAAUUGUAAGAACUUGACAUAGGAUGGUAGAGUCGGGACAAAAGAGAUCUAGAAAGGGAACUAAGUAUUUCUUGUUAUUCUCAUAAUAGUUAUAAGGGGAUUGUAUUAGGUUGGUGCAAAAGUGAUUGCAUUUUGCAAUUGUUUUUAACAUUUUAAAAUGCAAUUACUUUUGCACCAACCUAAUAAAAUUGGUCAUAAAUUUUUAAAGAGUAAAGAGUGGUGCUGUGUCACAAAAGUUACAGACCCUCUCCCCAGAAAAAUACAGAAUUGUAUAUACAGUCAAAAACUUGUAUGCACCAAGAGGUGUCAGGGACUUCCUGAAUAUCUCCUUGGAUCCCAGGUGAAGAAUUCCUGCAUCGGGUCUGUUACUUUAAUAGAUAGAAUUGUA
Molecule: messenger RNA, 4244 nt
Organism: Rhinolophus ferrumequinum (greater horseshoe bat)
Lineage: Eukaryota; Metazoa; Chordata; Mammalia; Chiroptera; Rhinolophidae
Gene: TFEC
Product: transcription factor EC
Exons: 9
Coding region: 138-1451 (437 amino acids)
Biological process (GO): regulation of transcription by RNA polymerase II
Cellular component (GO): nucleus
Molecular function (GO): protein dimerization activity; RNA polymerase II cis-regulatory region sequence-specific DNA binding; DNA-binding transcription factor activity, RNA polymerase II-specific
Source: RefSeq, a predicted model, not a curated record